This is a messenger RNA of Paramecium sonneborni, 412 nucleotides long. The record is from the annotation of a GenBank genome assembly. Lineage: Eukaryota; Ciliophora; Oligohymenophorea; Peniculida; Parameciidae.
AUGAAGAAUUCAAGAGAAACUCUAGUUAAUCACCAAAUAUUAUUCAACUUUACAAAGAGAAAUGAAUUAAAAUAUUCUUAUUUCUCAUCGUAGUCUAGAGAGUUGAAUUUGUCUUUUGUGAAAAAAUAGAGAUAAAAAACUACAUAGUAUUUUAUUGUAUUAGAAUUCUUAUCAACCAAAUUAUAAUAAUAAGUAUUCAUAAACGCAACAAUAUGAGUAAGAUAUAAACAAACUACAAAUAGGAAACCAAAAUUUUGCCAAUAAGAGUGGAACUAAAUUACGCUGCCCAGUAGUGCCAUAAGAGAGGUUGCUUUUGAUACAGCUGCUUAUUUGAGAGAAAAGAGAAAAUUAUGAAUUCAUUUAUGACCCAAUAAGAAAUAGAAAGAAUUACAAGAAUUUCCCUUAGGAAAUG